Cryptomeria japonica (Japanese cedar) is the source of this 1659-nucleotide messenger RNA. Its product is annotated as EID1-like F-box protein 2. The transcript has 3 exons. The record is from RefSeq and is a predicted model, not a curated record. Gene Ontology annotation, molecular function: protein binding. The coding region runs from base 779 to 1540 and encodes 253 amino acids. NCBI's taxonomy places the organism in Eukaryota, Viridiplantae, Streptophyta, Pinopsida, Cupressales, Cupressaceae.
AAAUAAAGUGAUUAUCCCUUCCAAACCAAACAUUUUCUUCACCAUUACUUUCAACUUUCGACUUUCAAGUGGGCAUACUUUUUGCACGAGAUUAAGUUGCCAACUCCCCCGGAAACGUUAAAUGCCACGCCGCACAAUCUCAUAUUUCCCACGCCGACACCCUGCUCUGUAAUCAUCGACGGCAAUUGGUUUUUCAGAACCCUCGGUUUCCUGAAAACCGCUUUCAAAAGAAUUCCAGGCGUUAAAUGCUCCCGUUCAGAUCUGUCGUUUAUAAGGGCUUGAGCUAAGGCGGAUUUGUUGAACUGCUUGGAGAGACCUCGUUCGAUCUGCUAAGUUAAGAGAAAUCUCUGCUUCAAAGGACAGAACUACCUUUUGCAAAUAGUAGUGACUAUGAGAGUUGAAGGUGAGCGCAACAAGGGGCUGUGAGAGAAAAAGAUUUCUUGGGAAGGUCAAUUUAUGCUAGCAAAACAAAAUUAUAUACCUUAACGAAGGCCUUCCAUUUGACAAUUCUCUGUGAAAGAACACAUUGUCAAGUCCAUGGGAGUCCCUCGUAUGAAUACAUCUAGCUUAUGGAUUGAACAGCGGAGACUGGAUGACAGUGUACAGGCAAAUAUAGACACAGCAUAUAUAGUGGGGGCUGCUAUUUUUUGUGGGCCUUUUCCAGGUUUACUGGCAACUGUCAAAAUUGUACAAUGAUUUUUGGCAGCAGACAAAUGUAAGAUGUCCUUUUUCGGUCCUGCAUCAGUAACUACAUAUUGAGCAAGCAGUAAAACGGAACAUGACAUCAAUGAUGCCAGCUAAGCGGCUGCGUUGCAUACACUCACGUUCAUGCAUUUGCACCAAUGGCCAUCUCAAUGAGACAACAGUUUAUCUGGUAUUUAGGUCUCUGAACUGGAACCCAAAACUUUUAUGUUCCAUAGCUUGUGUUUGCAAAUGGUUUGAAGAUCUUGCAAAGAGGGUACUUUGGAAAGAGUUUUGUUUGUCACGAGCACCAAAAAUGGUUACUGACCUUGCUGGGGUUGGUCACAGUACCAUUGAUGGGAAUUGGAAUGCUCUUGGGAAGCUCAUGUUUUACUGUGCUGGAUGCCACAGUACUAAUAAUGGGUUUCUGUCUAGAUCUAUACCAGGUCACUUCGUAGAUAGGACAAGAUUUUCACAGACUGCUGGCAAGAGUUUUCUUGUUCCACAAUGCAGAACAGAUACACUAUAUGUGACGGAUCCAUGCGAGCAUCUUGACCAAGCAGACGAUGGUGAUGUGGGAUUAUUCCGAGGUGUAUUUAAGGCAUUUUCAAAAUCUAAAACAAGGAGGAUGCUCAUUGAGAAACGAGCCCAACUACAUCCAAAAGAAACUUGCCCUUAUUGCCGGACAAAGGUAUGGAGCUUGCACCAAGAAAAAAUGAUUCCCAAAAGUGCUUUUAGAAGGUUGGAUGCCUAUAGAGAUCAAUUAGAGUGUUUCCUAUGCCUGAAUGGGCACUUGAUUGGCGUCUGCACUUUUCUUCCCCUUUCAGAUUUUGACAGUGCAUCGGAAGGGGAAGAAUGAAGGAUAACCUAGUAUAGGAAAAUGUUCUGUAAUAAUUCUUCCUUCAGCUCUAUUCUACAUUUCCUUGUAUACUCAAAUCAUUAGGAUAAUUUAGAUAUGUGAUUGAUGGUUUUCCUCUA